This is a messenger RNA of Teleopsis dalmanni, 5055 nucleotides long. RefSeq lists its product as uncharacterized. The coding region runs from base 1 to 5055 and encodes 1684 amino acids. Gene Ontology annotation, biological process: DNA integration. The transcript has 2 exons. The record is from RefSeq and is a predicted model, not a curated record. NCBI's taxonomy places the organism in Eukaryota, Metazoa, Arthropoda, Insecta, Diptera, Diopsidae. Gene Ontology annotation, molecular function: nucleic acid binding; zinc ion binding.
AUGACUCGUCGAAGAAAUGACUCAGUAACUGAGCAACUCUCUUCACUAAAACAAGAGCGAACAUCAGUGGAACGAAACAUGCUAAGCAUAAAGGCGAAGGUAGAGAAGGAAUUAGCGUUUGUGGAUGUUAACAUUUUAGAAUGUCGACUGCAAAUUUUGGAAUCGUAUUUUACAGAAGUUUGUCAAAUACAAAGUAAAAUUGAACGAGCAUGUCCGGAUGAUGAUAGGCGUAGCAAAUUAGAGGACAUAUAUGUCAGCAUAAAAUCACUUAUUGUGGCCACAAUCAACAAUCAAAAAAUAAGGCCGAUACAUGAAUCAAGUGUAUUGAAUUCGUCGAUAUUAAACAACUCCUCACAUCAUAGUCGUUUACCAGCAUUGAAAUUGCCAAGAUUUGAUGGUAAAUACAGCGAAUAUAAACGUUUUUUCUCUGCGUUUACAAAUUUAAUUCACAACGACCCGUCGAUAACAACAAUUGAUAAAUUUAAUUAUCUUUUAAGUUGUCUUUCGGGUGCGGCGUUGAGCGUAGUACAACCAUUUCAAAUAACCGAGGAAAAUUAUACAAAGGCUCUAACGCAAUUACAAUUGAGAUAUGACAAAAAGGUCUUAAUUUUUAUGGAACAUAUUAAUUCCCUUUUUUUUAUUAAAGAUAUGACGAAGGGCGACUCAAUCACACUCAGGCAUAUUGUAGAUACAGUGUCUGCUUUAUUCGGUUCACUUCUAUCGUUGGGUUCGGAAGCAGACAUUCUGAACGCCAUAAUUAUUCAUUUAGUAUUGUCUAAAGUGGAUAACGAAACUAAAAUUUUUUAUGAUUCUCAGCAAGAUUUUGAGUCAUUGCCAUCUUGGGAAAGUUGCUACACACUUUUGAGUCGAAGAUGUCAAUUUCUGGAAAGCAAUUCGAAAAGAUGCAAUAAUGAUAAAGUAAAUGAUACCAAAAAUAAUUCUUUUAACAGAAAAUUGACCACAUUUGUUAACACCAAAAUCAAUUGUAUGAAGUGUAAUGGAGGAGACCACAGCCUAGGAUCAUGUCCAUCGUUUGUAAAACUGACUUUUAACGACAAAUUCAAAUUCGUAAAAGAUCUUUCUGUUUGCUUAAAUUGUCUACGCAAAGGGCACGUCGUUAAAAAUUGUCAAUCCACAGCUCGCUGUCGAAUAUGCAAUGGUAUGCAUCAUACGUGUUUGCAUAAAUUCAAACCCAUCGAGCAAAAUGUGAGACCAAAUUUGUCAGACAAUCCACCUGGACAACUAAAUUUUCCGCAAUCUCCAUCAAUUUCUCUAGUAUCGCGUACUAAACAACGAUCAUUGAUUCCCACAGCUGUAGUACUUAUUAAGGAUAAAUACGGUUUAUACCAACCUAUACGAGCAUUACUGGACUCUUGUUCAGAGAUAAGUUUUAUCACUGAAAAGAUGGCAAAGCAACUUCAAUUACCAUUUGAGCGAAUAAACCAGGAAGUGUCAGGCAUUGGUGAUGUUAGAACACAAAUUCGCCAUUCAAUAACUGCAACUAUAAAAUCUCGAAUAUCAAAAUUUGAAUGGUCAUCGCAAUUCGCUGUCACUAAACGUAUCUCAUUGAACCAUCCAGAGCAGUUGAUAGACACAACAUCGUGGAAUUUUCCUGAAGGCCUUGUUUUAGCUGAUCCAUUAUUUUUUAAACCACAACACAUUGACUUAUUAAUAAGUACGCAGGGAUUUUUUGAAUUAAUAUUAGAUGGGAAAAUUUCGUUAGGCACCAGCCUUCCAUGUUUAUUAAAUACCGAAUUAGGGUGGAUCAUCGGAGGACAAUAUAUAAAUACGCCUACUGUCCGGGAGGAGUUGGAUUGUGAGAAACAUUUUGUAGAAAAUACCACAAUUAUAAGCAAUGGUCAAAUACAAGUUCGAUUACCAUUUAAAGAGUCCCCAGAAGUCUUAGGUGAAUCAUUUGAAAUGGCGAAACGAAGAUUCCUUUCACUUGAGCGUCGAUUAGAGCGUCAGCAGACUCUCAAAGAGGAUUAUGUUAAGUUCAUGCAAGAAUAUUUGAUGUUAGGUCAUAUGAGUCGUGUCGACAACUUUGACAAUAUCACACCGCACUAUAUAAUACCUCAUCAUUGCAUAUUGCGGCCUCAAAGUACCAUAACAAAAUUGCGCGUCGUAUUUGAUGCAUCUGCACGCACAUCAUCGGGUCGAUCACUUAAUGAAAUCUUAAUGGUGGGACCUACAAUUCAGCAGGAUCUUAUUUUGACAUUAUUGACAUUUCGUUUACAUCGCUAUGCACUGACUGCGGAUAUAUCAAAAAUGUAUCGACAGUUUGUAGUUGAUCCAAGAGAUCGUAAUUUUCAAUUAGUUAUUUGGAGAAAUACUGUUAAUGAACCUCUGCAACUUUUUCAGCUCAACACAGUAACUUACGGAAUGUCAGCAGCACCAUUUCUGGCCAUCAGAAGCCUGACUUACCUUGCAAAUGCGUAUCAAAAGGAGAUGCCAAUUGGAGCUUCAGUUUUGAGCAAUGACUUGUAUGUUGAUGACUUGCUAACGGGAGCAGACACAGUUGAAGAGCUUUGCAUCAAAGUAUCACAAGUGAAUAAAAUAGCAGCAAAUGCAGGAUUACAAUUGGCAAAAUGGAGCUCCAACCACAAAAAUUGGGUAAACUCAAGUGACGAACACCAAAUUCUUUUAAACGAAGAUGAUAUUACCAAAACUCUCGGUUUGGCGUGGAGGCCAUUAGAUGACGUUUUUUGCUUUCAAUAUAAGCAACAAGAGUCAAAGGCUGCGACCAAACGUACUAUUUUAUCAGUUGUUGCUCGAAUUUUUGAUCUUUUAGGACUAUUGAGUCCUAUUGUUAUACGGUGUAAAAUCUUAAUACAGGAAUUAUGGAUUCAUCAACUGGGUUGGGAUGAUCCAUUGCCUCCACUUCUAAACCAAUCAUGGAUACAAAUUCAAUCUGAUUUGGAAUAUCUUAACCACAUUGAAGUGCCAAGAUAUGUUUUAACAUCAUCAGCUUGCUACAGUCAGGUACACGGAUUUGCCGAUGCUUCUCAACGAGCAUUCGGAUGUUGUAUAUAUAUUCGGUCAAAGCAUAAUGGCUUUUACAAAUCUUCGUUGUUGAUAUCGAAAUCAAAGGUGGCGCCGAUAAAAGCAGUAUCGCUGCCUCGUUUAGAAUUAUGCGCUGCCGUACUUCUUUGUAAAACUUGGAACAAAAUAAAACCCAAAGUAUUACCAUUUAUUAAUGAAAUCUUUUUUUGGACAGAUUCUAAAAUUGUGUUACAUUGGAUGAAGAUGCAUUCGUCAACUUUAAAUUGUUUUGUAGCUAACCGUGUUUCUGAACUGCAGGACUAUUCGCGUGGCAUUAUGUGGAGUCACGUCCCAAGUAAGCAAAACCCAGCUGAUAUAGUAUCUCGAGGCUGUCGAGCAAGCGAGCUGAAGGAUUCGAUUUGGUUUUGUGGACCAAAGUUUUUGUCGCUUCAAUCAGCAGAAUGGCCAAAAGAAACAUCAAAAACUGAAUUUCUCGCAAAGGACCUUGAACAACGAAAACCUACAGUCUUGAAAUGUAGCAACAAUGGUAUCGAUGAACAUAUAUUCAAUAAAAUUAUUGACGAUUUUUCCUCAUUUCGUCGUAUUGUUCGAAUUAUAUCAUAUAUCUUUCGAGUCUUUAACAAAGUACCAAUAAACAAAAAUCAAACCGUAAACGACGUGAGUCCAAUUACAGUGCGUGAAUUUCAAGAAUCAUUUUGGCGUAUUAUAUCCCACCUUCAACAUUGUACAUAUCGCAGUGUAAUAUUAUCACUUCAAUCGGGUAAAAUCUUGAAUCCAGACUUGCAAAAACUAAACCUCUUUUUGGAUAAAACGGUCACUACAAGCGGAACAUUUAAUAUAAUUCGAGUAGGAGGACGAUUGACCAAUGCACCAAUAGGCUUUGAUGCAAAAUUUCCAGCUUUAUUGCCACGUGAUCAUCGGUUUGCUCAAAUUUUUGUGGAAUACUUACAUCGUAAACACAUGCACGUUGGUCCUAAGGUUUUAAUUAGUCUAAUACGCUCUCAAGUAUGGAUAAUUAAUGCUCGGGAAGUAGCUCGAAAGGUAGUGCGUAACUGCGUUCACUGUUUCCACUAUAAACCGAAGCUGUUACAACAAAUCAUGGGUUCGCUGCCAGCUGAUCGAUUAGUUGCAAACCGACCAUUUCUAAUAUCAGGAGUUGAUUUAUGUGGACCAUUUUAUACCACAUAUCGUAUUCGUAGUAAAGUUCCAUAUAAAACUUAUAUUGCAAUUUUUGUCUGCUUUUCAUCAAAAGCAGUUCACACUGAAUUAAUAUCAGAUUUAUCCACUAAUAAUUUCAUUCUAGGCCUAAAAAGAUUCAUAUCACGUCGUGGACUGCCGCAGCGCAUUUAUUGUGACAAUGCAACAAAUUUCACUGGCGCGCAGACACUACUAAAUAAAUUUAAAGAACAAUUUUUCAGUCAGCAAGGGCUUAGAGAAAUGCAAGAGUACAGCAACAAUACUGGAUUUGAGUUUAAGUUCAUUCCGCCAAGAGCACCUCAUUUUGGUGGACUUUGGGAGGCGUCGGUGAAAUCUCUCAAAACAUUAUUAUUAAAAAAUUUGGCACAAUCUAGCCUAACUUACGAAGAAUUACAAACCGUGAUUAUUGAAGCUGAAGCGAUUUUAAAUUCCCGGCCAAUAAUUCCAUUAUCAGACGAUCCGAACGAUGGUGAGGCUUUAACGCCUGCACACUUAUUAAUAGGCUCUUCGUUAAUUACAAUUCCUGAAAGGAAUUAUACAAUAAGCAACAUAUCAUAUUUAUCUCGUUGGCAACGUGUUACGUAUUUAAAACAGCAAUUUUGGGAAAUGUGGCGGCGUGACUAUUUACACACUUUGCAGCUUAGAUCUAAAUGGCUUAAACCUGAAGCUAAUAUCACUGUUGGUCGUUUGGUAAUUAUUCACAAUGACAAUCUUCCUCCACAACACUGGCAACUGGGCAGGAUUGUGGAAACUAUAACAGGUAAAGAUGGAAGAAUUCGCGUAGUAGAUAUUCGCACUAACCAGGGUGUGCUUCGGCGGCCUAUCCACAAAAUUGCACCACUCCCUAUCGAUUAA